AGGGUAAUAAGUCAAUUUAUUGAUAAAUUUCUCAAUAAUAGUUAUCUGUACAUCAAGGCCGCGAAAUUAUAUCUAAAAUUAAAUCUGAACUGAAUCAAUUUUAUUAACCAAACUGAUUCAUUUAAGUAUUUGUAGUUACAAAUACGAGAAGUAGUGAAAAGUUGGUGAAAACAUGUUACGCAAUCUUGUACAAAAACUACGGUUACAAGCAAUUGCCACAGUUUUUAAAUUGAGAAAAGGUUUCGAUCCGUUUAUUAUCAAUCAGCUAAAACUUAUUUCGGCUGAUAGCGGUCAAUGUGCAGCUACAUUCACGGUAAACGAUGAUAAUUGCGACGAGUACGGCCAUCUUUCGAGCGGAUUUUCAACUACUUUGGUAGAUACCAUGACGAGCUUUGGAUUAUCUACGAUUUUAUACACAAAAAGUCACGUUUCGGUCCUUAUUAAUAUGCAUUAUUAUAAACCUGUAAAGUAUGGAGAAAAAGUUAUGAUUAAAACUAGAGUUAUUAAAUUAGGAAAAAAUUUAGCUUUUUUAGAAGCUGAUUUAAGUGACUUAAAAAAUAAUGAAAUUUUAGCUAAAGGUACUCAUAUUAAGUUUGUUAUGGAUAAAAGUAUUUUUUAAUGUUAUUCAUAACUCUUGGUAUUUAUUCUAAAGUACUUAAUAAAGGAUUUACAAAUAAUAUAAUAUACAA
Molecule: messenger RNA, 689 nt
Organism: Onthophagus taurus
Lineage: Eukaryota; Metazoa; Arthropoda; Insecta; Coleoptera; Scarabaeidae
Product: acyl-coenzyme A thioesterase 13-like
Molecular function (GO): fatty acyl-CoA hydrolase activity
Source: RefSeq, a predicted model, not a curated record